This is a messenger RNA of Penicillium nucicola, 222 nucleotides long. RefSeq lists its product as uncharacterized. Bases 1 to 222 code for a protein of 73 amino acids. The record is from RefSeq and is a predicted model, not a curated record. The transcript has 2 exons. NCBI's taxonomy places the organism in Eukaryota, Fungi, Ascomycota, Eurotiomycetes, Eurotiales, Aspergillaceae.
AUGACCUCAGAAACUACCUACCUCGACCACGCUGGAACAACACGUUAUGAAAAGUCUCUUAUUGAGUCACUCUCGCAUGACAUGAGAUCUACGCGGCGUAUAGAAGACGUGCGGCUGCGUGCCCUUAAAUUUCUCAAUGCCCAUCGAGAUGAGUCUGAUCUAGUUUUUGUGGCCAACGCAACUGGCGCUAUCAAGUUUGUUGCGGAAUCGCUCCAAGAUUAG